GGGGGAGAAAAUAAAUUAAUAUUUUGAAAAUUGAUUUUAGUUUUGGAAAAUUUCAAUCUUAAAGUUGUUUGAAAGCUGGAUAGUGUUGAACCUGAAUCGGACGGAUCUGAAACUGAAAAGGAAGAUAAUAUCGAGUUCCAAACACCCCGAGAAAAGCGAUACCAACAAAUCCUGCAGAAGAGAGAGGAAAUGUCUUUGGAAGUGGAAGGCGUUAAGAGGCGAGUGAAAAGUUUGGAAGAAAGUAGUGUCGAGAGAGGAGCGGGAGGACUACCGUAUCCGAAUUUCUUUAACGGAACGGAAGACUUCUUAACGUAUCUGAAGGGGUUCAAUAGGGUGGCGACCGCACAUGGCUGGCAGCCAGCGCGGUGCUGCCAGAUUUUGCCAAUAUAUUUGCGCGGCUCGGCGCUGGCUGUCUAUGAAGGAUUGCCUGAGGAAGAAAAGGCAACUUGGAAAGGAUUAGUUGAAGGAUUAGCAGGAAGAUUAAAGAGGAUUUCGACAAGGGAAGUGGCGAGAUUGAAGAUGAUGGAGAGGAAGCAGAAGGUGGGAGAGUCGGUGGAAGAGUUUGCUGGCGUUUUGCGAAAUUUGGUGGAGUUUGCCUAUCCCGACACCUGUUUGGAGAUGGAUUUAACGGGAUUAACACUGGGAAAUGAAGUCGUAAAGAAUGUGAAGGGACAGCAUGAAGAGAUGGCAAAAAGGUUUCGGGACGAGCAGUGCAGAGACCGGCUGCGGGCGGGGCUGUUACCGGAAAUAAGAGAGAAGGUUAUUUUUAUGGAGGAACCGGGAUCGCUGGCGGAGGCAGUAACCCAAGCUAAAAGAGUGGAGGAAUUGACAAACUCCCUCAAAGAUGAUGUUUGGAGGCGAACAAAAGAGAUUGAGGUGAAAGCGACGCUCGCGGAAGUGAAUGAGAUUAGAGCAAAUAGAAAUAGGGAGUUUGUGAAUAUGAGAGAAGGACAAAACAGUCAGGGCCAAAAUUAUCGUCAAAAUAAUAAUUAUAGAGAUAAUCAAUGGAAUAGAGGAAAUAGAGGAAAUUGGAGGGGUCAAUCGAACCGUUACUCGACAUGGAACCAGGCGAACCGAGGCAAUGGAAAUUUUCGGAAUUUUAAUAACCAAAGGGGCCAAAGUUGGAAUAAUGGGCAAAAUCGAAACCCGAACAUGAUCCCAACACCAAAUUUUAGAUCCAAUGGACCAAGAGGGAGAGGCACAAAUUUAAAUAGAGGAGGUUAUCGGAUCAAUGAAACCAGCUUUCCAUAUAUUUGCUUGAUGGCCAUAAUCUGCGGAAUUUUGACGAUAACUGAGGCCCAAUUUCAAAUAUGCGCAAAACCAUUUUCGGAAAUUACGGGAAUAGUGAAAGAUUUUCCCGAUGAUAAUAACUGUACGCUACCGAUAGAAGAAACUCCGACACGCGCCAAAAUAAAUAUUUUUGUCCCGAUCAGAUUACCAAAGAAAUUUCAAGUUUUGCGGUGCCAAAAAUGGACUAUAAAAAUGUGCACCGAGUCAUAUUUUGGAAUAUAUAGAAAAGAGAAAAAUUGGAAUAUUUAUUUGGAAAAAAUUUCAAAAGAGGAAUGUUGGGAGACAUGGGAUAAACGGUUAUUACAAACAAUGGGAGAAAAAGUAUGGCAGACACCUAGAAAUUGGGAGAAAGAGCAUUCAUUUUUCGGAGAAAAUUGCAAGAAUGUGACGGGGUUAACUAUAGAGGAAGGCACAGGCGCGAUUUUAGAGGGAAGAAAGUUGGUGACUAGUUGGGGUGACGAGUUUUUAGUUGAAAGGAAGGACGAUGAACUAGAAGGGUGGACUAAGCAUUUACAGACAGAAGAGAUAUUGAUAUGGAGAAUUCCAGGUUGGGCCUAUUGGAAUACACAUUUCCGAGUGGGACCAGUAAAUUCGGAAAUUUGGGCGCAAAAAACGGUGGUUGUGGACGAAAUGCAAUACUCAUUCGUUUAUCAUAAAAAUGGAACUCACCCGGAAAAUGUGUAUGGAUUACCCGAAAAAGCUUUGAGAAUGGAAAAUGAUGUUUUUGUUGAAAUAUUAGAGGAAAAUGGGGAAAAUAAAACAAGAGUCAGAAGGCAAGGUGGCACAGGAGUUUUGAAGAAAAAUAGAAGGUUAUUUGAAAUAAAAACAACCAUCCCAGUAACCACUACGGAAAAGCCUAGAGAAAUGGAAACCACUCUCCGGGCAACUACAAUAAGGAAAAUAGUUAAUACUGAAACAAGUAAAAUGACCACCCCGAUCUGGAAAGUAACCCCUACAGCUAGAAUUACGACCCCAAGGGCAACAACUCAAGUAGAGAUAUUAAAGACCACGACAGAGAGGACAAAAAUUCAGACGCCAAUCUGGAGAGUAACCCCAACCACGAGCAAGCCGACACAAAAGACGAUAGUCCCGAGUUCAAAAAUAAUCUCAAGCACACAAUCAAGUACCACCAAGAGAAUAAUCACCCCGACCAGAAGCACCACGGUAAGAAUAAUCACACCGAAAAUGACUACGACGAGCCCCACUCCCAAAAUGACAAUUACCACGAGGAAUAGUUUCAUAAAAUCAACAGUUAGGCCCCCAUUUACGCAGAAAGCCCCUCCAACAACUAAAAGGCCACAGAUGAGGGACGAUGUUAAAAUUCCUAAAGUAACAAAUCCGGCAAGCAGAAAGGCUAAUAUAAUUGAGACAACGGAAAGGACGACGACCACGUUGGUGAUGAAAAGAGAUGUUUCAGAUAAGCCGUGGCUCGACCCAAAAGACGAAAAUCACGCAAACUCAAGAUUAAAUUAUUUGGAUUGGAAGACCGAACAGAGACGAGUACUCGAAGCAAGGGAAAAGUGGAUCACAGAUUGCCAUAACCGAAACAGCCAAUUAUCUAUCGCAAGGGCCCUAGCAAGAGAAAUGCCGGAGCAGGCGGCGCGUUCGUUGUAUAAUAGGGAUGACAUAACGGCAACUUUAUUGAGUACAGAGGAUGGAAAAAUCAGAUGGCAGCUAAAUAAAUGUAGGCAGGUAAAAGCCGAUUCUAUUGAUUGGACUCAAAUGGUAGGGAAAGAUUGUUACAAAGAGACUCCAGUUACAGUAAAUAAGAAAAGAUAUUUUUUGAAACCGGGAGGAAGAGAUUUAAUUAGCGAGGGGACACAAAUAGAUUGUUUAAAGAAAAAGAGGCCAAGCAAUGACAAAAAUGCAAAUAAAACAAAAAUAGAAGAAUUAAAUAUAAUUAGCUCAUUCCAAACCAGUCCGCAGAUAAACAGGCAAAAUCCGCUUAUUUUUAAUGUUGGGAGCAUUUUCGAGUCAGACCAAACGAGAUUGGACCAAAAUAUGCAAGAUUUGACGAAAAGAUUAAACCGGCCAGAGCUAACAUUUCCGGAGGAAACAGAGACUGAAUUUGAAGAGGAAAAUAAUUCGACGAAGGGGACAGUUCGAGCCAUACUUGCCCAAGGGAAUAAGGCGUUCCAAACAGUGGUAGAGCAAGGAAAUGUCCUCAUUGGGAAAUCAUCUGAAGUUCUAGAGAAAGGGAAAAAUUUUUGGGAAGACCCUUUCGGAAUUAAGUCUACGAUAAAAAUGAUUUUGGCAGUGAUCGCAGGCGUCGCAUUACUGAUUGGAUUGUGUGUUAUUUAUUGGAAAGGGAGGAUAUAUAUAAUGUUAAUAAUAAACGGAAUAAGGACUGGUGCAAGAAUGGCAAAUUUCAUGAUAAAUUUACUACGACCCAGACGAAACCAACCAAUUACAGUUUCAGCAGUCGAAAGAAGAUUAACCCCCACGGCGCCAUUAGCGGAAGAAGUACUUGAGGAAGAGGCAUACAUUUUAAAUUUCAUCCCGAAAGUAUACCAAGUGACUUCAAAAAAGAGAAGAUGCCAUAUAAAUAUAACCUUAAAUGGGAAUAAGACGAGAGCACUUUUUGACACGGGGGCAGACAUAACCUAUCGAAUUCCACACCCAUUUUUCUUAUUGGCUCAGCUAACACCUUGGUUGAAAUCGGAAAUUUCCGCACAACCUUCCCCAUUUUAAUUUCCGAAAAUGAAGGAUGUCCAGGAGGCGCAAUUAUAGGAACUGAUUUAAUGGAGGAGAUAAAUAAACAAGAGGACUAUAUGAUUGGAAUUGAUUUUAAAAGAGGCGAAGUACAUUUGG
Messenger RNA from Meloidogyne enterolobii, 4101 nucleotides. NCBI's taxonomy places the organism in Eukaryota, Metazoa, Nematoda, Chromadorea, Rhabditida, Meloidogynidae. The record is from the annotation of a GenBank genome assembly.